Messenger RNA from Arabidopsis lyrata subsp. lyrata, 1331 nucleotides. Its product is annotated as MATH domain and coiled-coil domain-containing protein At3g29580. Lineage: Eukaryota; Viridiplantae; Streptophyta; Magnoliopsida; Brassicales; Brassicaceae. The transcript has 4 exons. The record is from RefSeq and is a predicted model, not a curated record. Gene Ontology annotation, molecular function: protein binding.
GCAAGGUUUAAUUUUGAGAAUUUGGUUUCUAGGGUUUGAGUUGUCUUCACUGUUCUUCAAUGGGAAGUUUAGUCGAUAACAAGUUCACUUGGGUGAUUAAUAAAGUCUCUUCUUUGACGUCAGAUCUGCUUUUUUCGAAUUAUUUUGUGAUCGGUGGUUGCAGCUGGCGUGUUGUGGCACUUUCCAGAGACAAUAACUUUAAAGACUCUUUAUCUUUAACUCUGAUUGUUACUGAAGAUUCUGCUCAAAAAAUGAGUGUUGGAUGGAGUAGAUACGCUAAAGUUUCAUUUACUCUAAUCAAUCAAAUUUCUGAAAUGCUCUCUCAACGUAUAGAAACCAUGUUUGAUCAAAGGAGUUCGGUUUUCAGUUGUGAAACCAUGUUUUCCAUUGGUAAACUUAAUGAUGAUCAUGCUGGAUUUUUGGUGGAUGGAGAAAUCAAGAUUGUUGUUCAGUUUCUUGAAAUUUUUGACAAAUUAGUGGUAUCUAAAGAAUCAAACCAGCCUUUUAAAAAGACAAAGCUAAAUGAUGAUGGUGAAGUGUCUAAAGAUUUGAUUAGGGAGGUUCCAGUAAUAAUGUAAAGCAUUGUUGUUAAUGGGUUUCAAGUUCUUCCUUCACAGGUGGAAUUUGUGAAGCGUAUUUUUGAAAAACAUCCAGACAUUGCAUUAGAGUUUUUUCCGAAGAACCCGGUUGUCAAGACAGCUUACAUGAAUGUUCUACUCAGUUUGAUUGAGACUUUGGGCCAGCCGCCUCGAGAAAUAUCAAAGGAUGAUCUGGCUGGUGCAUAUGGUUUACUAAGAUCCAUGAAAGAGGCUGGAUUUAAGUUGGAUUGGUUGGAGAAUAAACUGAAUGAGGUGUUAAAAAAGAAGGAGAGCGAAGAAGCUUAUGAGACUCGAAUGCGAGAAAUCGAGGAAGAGAUGAAAGACUUGAAGGAAAAAGUGUUGGACGUGGCAGCUCCUUUAAGGUUAGAUGAUGUUUUCUAAAUUAGAGCCCUCAUCAGACUUAGGUAGCUAGAGAGAUAUCGGAAGUUUCCACAUUUUGCAAGUAGUUUUCGUUAGGUAGACAGGGACUUGGUAGGAUUUUUUGAAGCACGUUAGUUUCAAUGAAAACGUAAUGUCUUUUAGGUGGCUUAUUCUUUCUCACUUGACUUUGAAGAUGGAGGAAGUGAAGAGAAUGAUCAAAUAGAGCUAAUACUUAAGGUGCCAUCAAACUCUUAAUAUUGAUCCUUUAUUUUCAUAAAGAGGAGAUUUGUUCGUUGCUAAAUCAUUCGGAAAAGCAGAGAAAUCUUAGAAAGCAACAACGUAUAUUGAGGCUUAAAGCUUAUGUAUAACGUU